AUGGCGGAUACGGAGCCAAACCCACUGGAAAAAACAGAAGACGGAGAAACAGAAAAUGAAGAAGAAGAAGGAGGAGAAGAAGAAGAAUAUUAUCCAAGUUAUUAUACAGAGGAAGAAAAUAGGCAAGAGGAAUCAAAAGAAGAUGACCCAUUAGCAUGGAGAGACUCGCAGGAGGAGCAGGAGGAGGAGGAGGAGGAGGAAGGGGAGGAGGAGGAGACCAUCAGAGAAGGAACAGAGGAAGAGGCUGGAGCAGCACAGGAGGAGGUGGCUGCAGAGGUCCCGGAAGAAGCCGCAGUGAAGCCCCAAGAAAGCACCACGCCCGUGACCACUUUGGAGGGACUGACAUUGACUGAUGCCCAGUUGAUCACGUCAGGAACUCUCCCAGAAACCCAUAGUGACAGCAAGUGGGAGCAUUCAUUGCCAUCAGAAACUCCAGCAGAGCCUCUGGGUUGGGAAGUCCCCAGUUCUGAGGAUCGACUGACGGGUCCCCUUGAAAGGCAGCCCUCGGGCGAGCUUGGGGAGAAAAGCGACUGGAUCCCCCAAGAUGAACUGGGACAGGGAAGGAGAGAUUUGGAACCAGAAGUGGAGGAAAGGAGGCCGGAAGAAACACUAUCCUACUCCAUUGAGGAAGAAGAAAAAGAAUUCCAGCCUGAGGCCAGCAUCCCAAAGGUUUCACUGGUGGCCACCACCACCAAGGACAUUCUGUUUGAAAAGAGGGACACCGCCAACGUGUAUCCCCUGACCAUGACCUGGAAAUUCGGGUGGAACAGUUCUCUUCCCGUGUUCUACAUCCGAGACGAGAACCAGCGGGUCCUCCUGUACGCCAGCGCCCACACCGCGGUCAUCUACAGCGUCUCCAAGAACGACCAGCAUCAUCUUCAGGGCCACCCCAACGUGAUCUCCUGUCUCUGCGUCAGCGAGGACAGGCGGUGGAUCGCCACGGCCGACGAGGGGCCCAACUGCCUGAUCAUCAUCUGGGACUCCUUCACAGGGAUCCCCGUGCACACGAUAUUCGACAGCUGCCCCAAAGAUCACGGCAUCAGGGCCAUCGCCAUGACCCACGACGCCAAGUAUCUGGCCACCAUCUCCGCUGCUGAAAUCCAGAGAGUCUGCAUCUGGAGGUGGACUCUGGCGGCAGAAACGCCGGCGUGUUCUCUGGACCUUCCCGAAGAGUACGGUUUUCAGAACUACCUUACCUUUAAUCCAACAAACAAUAAAGAAUUGGUGAGCAACAGUAAGACACAAGUCAUAUAUUAUCUGUGGCAUGAAGAGAGAGAGACACUUAUUCACAGCGCCCCGCUUUUGACCGAAAAAACGUUCAACAAGCUGGUGGGGAAGUUCAGCCAGUCCGUGUUCCACCUGAACUCAACGCAGAUGCUCUCGGCCACCAUGGAGGGGAAGCUGGUCGUCUGGGACGUGUGCCGCCCGCCGCCCGCGGCCUCCGCCUCUCUGGGCCUCCCCUACAUCAAGCCUUGUAAACUGGUUCACGUGCAGAAGGAGGGGAUCACUGUGCUCACCACGGUCGACAGCUACAUCGUCACGGGGGACGUCAAGGGGAACAUCAAGUUCUACGACCACACCCUGUCCCUCGUCAGCUGGCAGAGCCACUUCAAGCUCAGCGCCAUCAGGUCCCUGUCCUUCUCCAAGACCCCGGCCACCCCGCCCACCGAAAAGUCCAACUACCCUACCAACUGCACGUUGAAAAGCGACCUCUUCGUCAUCAGGAACUUCAUCAUCGGGACGUCGGACGCGACCGUGUACCACUUGAAGGCGGACGAGACCAGGCUCGAGAAGCUGUUCACGGAGCCCAAGGGCGCCAUCUGCGCCAUCGCCUGCCACCCGUACCAGGCCCUGGUCGCCAUUGGGAGUUUCUGCGGGAUGAUCAAAGUGUGGGACUACGAGAAGAAGAUAUACCUUUUCAGCAGGGUCUUUGAGAAGGGGCUCGGGGUUCAGAGUCUGACCUACAACCCGGAAGGGGCCGUCCUGGGCGCCGGCUUCACAGAGGGGACGGUUUACAUCCUUGACGCGAUGUCCUUGCAAAACGAAACCCCAGAGCCUUUCAAAUACUCCAGAACCUGUGUGACCCACAUAAGCUUCUCCCACGACUCCAAGUACAUGGCAACCGCUGAUACAAAUUUCACUGUGGCCAUCUACAUGCGCAAGGUCAAAAAUGGGCACAGGGUCUGGGAGUACCUGGCGAGACUUCGCUCUCAUCGCAAAAGCAUCCGGAGCCUCCUGUUCGGGGUCCAUCUGGACAGCAACGAGCCCAGGCUGCUGAGCCUCGGCAGGGACCUGCUCUUGAUCGAGUAUAACCUUGUCAAGAGCUACAGAGACCACCUGGAAGUCCUGGACAUCCACAAAACCGACCAGGAAAACUACCCGACCUGCAUGAUCUGGUACCCGCCCCUCACCAAGGAGCGCUUCCUGCUCAUCUGCACCAGCGGCUACAAAGUGAAGCUUUUCAACGCCACCACCAAGAUGUGCAGGAAGACGCUGCUGGGGCCGGUCUUCGGCUCCCCCAUGGAGCAGAUACAGCUCAUCCCCGUGAGAAGGGCCAUCGAGCUGCAAAAGCGCCACUUGGUGUUCAUCAACAGAGACAAGGUCGGACUUCAGAUUUUGCCUGUUGACGGCAACCCGCACAAGACGUUUGCCAUUGUCUGCCACCCGAGCGGGGUGGCCGGACUGGCCCUGUCCUACGACGGUCGCCAUGCCUUCACGGCCGGAGGAUGGGACCGAUCAGUGGCACAGUGGGAGAUCAACCUCAGGGCCCUGGAGGCCGCCGUGUCCCUCGGCGGAGAAGACCUGACCCCGUUCUACAGUCUGGUGGCCGGAGGCCGGGAAGGGAAGUUCUACAGGGACCUGGAAGACUACUUUUACUACUCGCAGCUCCGCAGCCAGAGCAUCGACACGAUGGAGACCAGGGAGGUGUCGGAGCACAUCCGCCUGUCCGAGGUCCCCUUCGUCAUGAGGGCAGUCGGCUUCUACCCGUCGGAGGAGAAGAUCGAAGACAUCUUUAAUGAAAUCAGAUUCAGCGAGUACGUCGACUCCGGACGGAUGAUCGACAAAAUCAACUUGCCGAACUUCCUCAAAAUCUACCUGAACCACCGGCCGCCCUUCGGCAACACCAUGGACGCUGUGCGGAGGAGCUUCGACAUCCUGGGCCACACCAACUCCGAGGGCCAGAAGGUCAUCCGGAGAGAGGACUUCCUGAGGCUGCUCCUCACCAAAGGCGAGCACAUGACGGAGCAGGAGAUGUCGGACUGCUUCGCGGCGCUGCUGGGCCUGCAGCCCGAGGGCUGGAACUCGGAGCCCGCGGCCUCCAGCAGAGGUGCGGGGGCGGCGCAGCCCGGGCCGGCGGGUUGAUUUCUGCCGACGGGCACGUGAGCGGUGCCCGUGCCCGUGUCUUCUCUGUGCCUCUGGCCUUGCUUGUGCCUCCCGUGCGCUGACCGGUCCUUGUCUGUCCGGCUCGCGUGGGCGCGCGCUGGCCACGGGCGGCAAACGCAGCUCGGAAGCGGGUGCAGCGGAAGGGGCGUGUCCAGAGGGGCCGACCCGCGGCUGCCCGUCCUCCCAGCUUUCCAGCUUCCCACGCCCCCCUGUCUCUCCUUUCCCGAGGACCCCCCACCUCCCUCUGGUCCCCCGGAGGGAGGAAGUGGCCCCGAGGCCCGGGCGGCAACCUGAGCU
This is a messenger RNA of Phyllostomus hastatus (greater spear-nosed bat), 3681 nucleotides long. It is a transcript of the gene CFAP251, whose product is annotated as cilia and flagella associated protein 251. Gene Ontology annotation, molecular function: protein binding. The coding region runs from base 1 to 3363 and encodes 1120 amino acids. The record is from RefSeq and is a predicted model, not a curated record. Gene Ontology annotation, cellular component: sperm flagellum. The transcript is spliced from 20 exons. NCBI's taxonomy places the organism in Eukaryota, Metazoa, Chordata, Mammalia, Chiroptera, Phyllostomidae.